Messenger RNA from Planococcus citri (citrus mealybug), 1106 nucleotides. It is a transcript of the gene ClpP, whose product is annotated as Caseinolytic protease proteolytic subunit. Bases 162 to 896 code for a protein of 244 amino acids. Gene Ontology annotation, cellular component: endopeptidase Clp complex. NCBI's taxonomy places the organism in Eukaryota, Metazoa, Arthropoda, Insecta, Hemiptera, Pseudococcidae. Gene Ontology annotation, molecular function: ATP-dependent peptidase activity; serine-type endopeptidase activity; ATPase binding. The record is from RefSeq and is a predicted model, not a curated record. The transcript has 5 exons. Gene Ontology annotation, biological process: protein quality control for misfolded or incompletely synthesized proteins.
AAAAUGGCGUUGUUUGGAAUGAAAAAUAAAAAUUUCUUAUCAUUUCGCCAAUGUUGAUAAGGUGAAUUGAAAAUUUGAAAUUUUUAAAAUAAUUUAUUAAUUUCACACUAGUAAUUAAUUUGCAUGUGCAUUGUGGUGUAUUGCUCUAAUUUUAUAGCAAGAUGAGACUUUCAGUUUUUCGAUCAGUCCAAGGGAUUUUAAAAAGAAAUUUACACACCAGUAAUGUACGAUGUUUACCAUUAGUUCCAAUAGUGAUAGAACAAACCGGACGAGGUGAAAGAGCCUACGAUAUUUACUCAAGACUUCUUAAAGAAAGGAUCAUUUGUUUGAUGGGACCGAUCAAUGAUGAUUUAUCUUCGUUAGUUGUCGCUCAAUUGCUAUUUUUACAAUCCGAAAGCAGCAAGAAACCAGUGCACAUGUAUAUCAACAGCCCUGGUGGUAGUGUAACUGCUGGUCUUGGAAUAUACGACACAAUGCAAUACAUAUUACCUCCUAUUGCUACAUGGUGCGUAGGUCAAGCUUGUAGCAUGGCUAGCCUAUUAUUAGCUGCUGGCGAACCGGGUAUGCGACAUUCUCUACCAAAUGCUCGAAUAAUGAUACAUCAGCCAUCAGGUGGUGUUCAGGGGCAAGCUACUGACAUACAGAUUCAAGCUGAAGAAAUUCUAAAAAUGAAACGUCAGUUGAAUGGUUUAUACGUCAGACAUACUGGGAAACCAUUAGAGAUGAUUGAAAGUAACAUGGAAAGAGAUAAAUUUUUAUCGCCCGCUGAAGCAAAGGAAUUCGGUAUAAUCGAUAAAAUACUUGAUCAUCCGCCCAAAUUUGACUUCGAUGGAAACGCACCGAAAGAAGGCGAAGACAGUAGUGAAAUCUCCAAUAAAAAUGAAACCGUGGCGUGAUUUCUUCGAGUUGCGUCUAUGUGCUCGUGGUCAUUUUUUCAUUUCCUUCGGGAAAUUUUCGAAAGCUUCUUUUCAAUUAGGUAUGAUUUGUUGAAGUUUGAAAAAUUGUUCACGACUGAAUAAGAAUUUGUUGAGAAGUUUUUAAUUUUUUGUAUUGUUAGAUAUAUAGGAAUUUGUUAUCGCGUAUGUGUAAUAAAUACUUGCUCGUAA